Caenorhabditis auriculariae is the source of this 10516-nucleotide messenger RNA. Lineage: Eukaryota; Metazoa; Nematoda; Chromadorea; Rhabditida; Rhabditidae. The record is from the annotation of a GenBank genome assembly.
AUGGUACAAACCUACAGAUCUCCCGUCCGCAUUUAUAAACAUCCGUUCGAAAUUGUAAUGGCUGUGGGUUUUUUCCUUAUGUUAUUUCAUUACUUUAAUGUUUCAGCUGUCGAGAAUCGGUAAAAAGUCAUUUCAAAAUGAAAAUAACUUUUUUUUAAACUUUUGUGGAUCUUUGAAAAUGUGGAAUAGCGUCAAAAAGGAUAUCUUCAAUAUAAUUCUGCAAUUUUUGUUCACCUUCAUAUCGGAACUUUCGUGAUUUAUUUCAUUAUAGGAUUUUUUCAAAUUGAAAUCGAGUUCUAGUCAAUAUUUUGAAGUGAUUCAUUACUCGCAGAUGAGUUUUCAAUAAAAUGCUUUUUAUGAUACUAUAAAAUUUUCUUAAGAGUUUUUUCGUUUUAAGUAGAGUUUUCAUAACAUCUUUUAAUUUUCUUCACAUAAUAUAUAAAAAUAUUUUCCCAGCGAUUUUUCAGAUUUUUUUUCUGAAUGAUUUGUGAUAUAGUUAUUGUAGGAAAAAUAUGUAAUACUUUUUCCGAAACGAAAAAAAUGACGAUUGACGUCAAUCUUCAUUUUUUUGUUUCCCAUAUUAAUCACGGUUAGAAAUACAAACUAAAAACCAAAAAAUGACAAAAAAUGAAUUGAGGAAGUUGCUGAAUAAUAGCUGAAUGUUAAAACUUGCGUAUCUUUCUAUAUGAUUAGAUUAGUCAGAUAUAAAAAAACUGAAACAAAAAAAUAAAAAAAUAAUAUGCGGAAGUUGCAAAACUAUAAUUUAAUAUCAAUCUUCAACUUGUAAAAAUUUCUUGGGAAGCGUCUUUUUUCUAUAUUAUCACUUGCAAGUACAAACGGAAACUGAAAAAGAUUUCAAAAAGGAGAAGAAAGAAAUUGAUGAACGUCACGCUAUUCCAUAAGCAAUUCUGAAAAAGAAGAAUACCUGAUGCGAAAGUGUUGAAACUUCAAAUUUCGAGCUAAGAUUACGGUUUCAAUUUUUUUUAAAUUCAUGGUAUCAGAGGGAGGAAGCGAUGUAGUUACUUUAGCAGUAAAAAAACAAGUUUUUGAGAUAAAACUUUGGAGAAGAUUGUUGUUGACAUGGAAAAAGGGGUGCUCAGAGCUUACUUAAAAAUAAACUUUUUUUGAAGGCAUUUUAAUGAGAAUUCGUUCGAAAUAGUUUUUUUGAACCGUGUAUAAAUUUAAUUACAAUUUACAUAGUUGAAGGAAUAUUGAAUAUUAAUUUUUCAGAAUAAACGUUCUCCAGAGCUUUUUUUCAUUGAAAAAAAUGACAAGAAAUAACGGGAGAAUUAUGCAAAAAACUUGAAAAUAACGAAUGUUGCAGGCCUACGAGAUGAGGUUCCCGACGUGUCCGCAAAUCCCGAUUUUCGUGGGCUCCGAGGUGGCUUUCGAGUACAAAAGCGAAGACGGCGCCGAGUGGGUCAUCGAACGGAAAUGCCAAUUGAAUAUCGACGCGCCGUAUCUCGUUAAAAAGGUCUUUUUCUGGAUUAAUUACUGAAUAGUUUUACUUUUCAUAUUUUAUGAUCAAAACAUAUGAGUUUCAUCGGAAAGUUCUGACAAGAAAGGACAUUUAGGAUUUUUUUAGAAUUUUCUAUAAGAUGAAGAUCAUGUUCAUAUUUCUUCAAAGUUAGUAUUGAACUUUUUUUAAGGAGAAAUUGAAGCAAAGUGCAUGUAUAUUGAACUUUAAAAAAAUAGAAUAAAGAAAAAAAUAAAAAAAUUUGGAUAUAAUUUUUUUGAAAUAUCUGACACUUUGUUGAUAUAUUGUAGAAACAGCAGGAAUUUCCAGCUGGAGUCCUCGGAAUAAUAAUCGGAAAAAUAGCCUCACAUUCCAGUUUCAAACAAUGCGUUUUUAAUUAUUUUUUCAACGGCUUGGUAGUCAUUAAAAUUUUCCAAAUCAUUGUACCUCUUGUUUUUUUUCAAGGACCUUCGCUAAGGUUCUUAAAGGAGCAUGGACGGACUUUUAUAAAGAACUUUCGAAGCGAAAAGCUUCUAUUGUUUUUUUUUGCCAGUGAAUUGCGGCGUUUUUGAAAACAUGACCAAUGAUUUUCGAAAAAACGGAGAACAGGAAAAUCCAAUGAGAAUGUCGAGACCUAUGGAACAAAGGAACAGAAACGCCAAAAUGAUCAAAUGAAUCUAAAUAAGGUACAUUUUUUACAGAUUGCCGGAGUUGACUACGUUUAUUUCACCCAGAAGAACUCUCUGAACCGCCGGCGCCGAACUUUGGACAUCGAAGCUUCGAAUAUUUCCUUCGCCAGCAGAAUCGUCGUCAAGGAAAACUGCACUUAUUAUGUCAGUAGUUGGAAAAAAAAUGUCCUAUCAAGGGUCGAAGAGUUAAAAACUUUGAUUAUAAUCAUUGGAAAAAAGAAAUUUAAACUGGAUCAAUCCAUUUGAGGAAAGAGAAAUUCGGAGAAAAAAAAGAAGAUUCGAAAUUAAAAAAAGGUUUUUUCUGGCAGAACUUCCUGUUUCAACGUCAGAUCAAAAUAAGUUUUAUAAAAUUCUAAUUGUUCGUGGCAGAUUAAUUUCGAGGUACAGAGAAACCGUUUGAAAGGAAGGAGGACAGUAGAAAUAUUUAGAUUUGGCGCCUUUUUUUCAUGUUUAAAUGCACUGAAGUUUAUACUGAAACUGUAAUGUUCAAAAUAGUUUCCGCAAAGUUAAAAAUUACCUCUGACUUUCCAAAACAUAAUUAUCCUUUAUAUUCUCCCUCUUUGAAAAUGACAUGAACACAUCUCCCCUGUUAAUAUUUUUACUUUUUUUCGGAUAAAAAGUUUCCCGAAAAAGUUAAUUUUUUUAUUCUUCACAUUUCCGUCAGUAAUUUUUGAUCUUCAAAGUGUUCCUAAACUAUUGAUAACUUUUUUUUUACCUAAAAAAAUUCAAAGAUUAUCUUCCAGGUUCACGCAGAGAACCCCAACUGGACGUGUUUCGAACAGUCGGCCUCGUUGGACGUCAAAUCCUUCUUCGGAUUCGAAACGACUGUCGAGAAACUCGCCGUCAAACAGUACGCCGCCAAUCUUGCCAAGGUUUCUCAUUCUUGAAGUUGUGAACUUUUUAAAUAUUCUUCUGGACAAAAUUUGGAUAGGUUUUGAGAAUUUUUCACUUUGAAAAGCGCUGAUUUUUCUAGUUUUUCUAGUUUUUCUGCAUUUUAAGAGUUUUAUUAUCUUUUUGAGAGGCUCAAAAGCUUUUUUUUAAUAUUUACGAUAAGUGGGAAGAGCCCUUAUGGCUACGCAACUACGUUUAAAAAAAAACCUUAGACGUCAUCUUUAGAGGAACUUCUCAACCUUUAAGUGACCACUUCAAGUUUUUCUUGAUCAUUUACGGUUAGAGCUAUAAAUGUUUGGAGAAAGUACAAAGGAAAAAAACAUUUUUUUGGAGUUUUUUUAUGUAGUUUUUUUAAAUUUUAGUUAUAAUAAGAUUAAAUAUAUAUAAACUUGAUAAGUACUCUUUAUUGAAGUUUCUGUGUUUGUUGACGAAUUUUUCGAUGUUUUAAUUUAUCAUUUUCCUCAACUUAAACUAUCAGAAGAACUUGAUCAACCUCAUCUUUUUUCUUCUUCCAGGGCAAGGAAAUCCUCGAGUUUUUCAUCGAAGAACUCCUGAAGAAGACUACGUACAUCCCGCCUUUCCAAGAUCCGCCACACGACGACCAAAUCGACGAGACGAUCUCAGUCGCAGAUUCGGCGAUCGAGUGCAAGGAGACUUCUGAAGGCGACGUCGUCAUCGUCGGCGCGAAGGAGCCGACGCGUCGCAAGUCGCUGCGAACCUCGACGACCGCGACGUCGGCGACGCCAAUCGCCGCCCAGGCGUCCGCCGAGGACGACGGCGUCCCGCGAACCGUCCGCGCCAGCAGCUUCGACGACGGUUUGUCUUAGGUUCUUCUGGGUUCUCCUCGGCUUUCGUUCGUGUCUUAGGCCUUUCCUAUUCGUCGAUUUGGUUUUGGUGAAUUUUCGAGCUGUAGAAAGGGGAGCAGCUGUGCUCUAUUGAUAAUUUUAUAGUUUAGACUUCAAGAAAAACAAGUUUUUUUAUUUUUUAAGAGCGAAAAAAAGUGGUUCAUUUGGUGAAUUUGUUGAAUUUCAUGUUUAAAAAGAGCGUGAAGGUUAAAUCAUGUGAAAGAAAAAAAUAGGCGUUUUUCCAUUAAAGAUUCUUGGAAAGUAUAUUUUUUCAAACGGCGGCAACGUCAAAUUUUACAAGUGUAAAAAUCAAAAAAAAUUUUGCAGUUUUUCGUAGCUAAUUCUUAGUUACUGGACUAUUUUUGCAUGCAUUUUUCCCUUUUUUUGGGUUUUGGAAGUUUGUCGCCAAGAAAAAAAGAAAUCUCCUACGCUAUCAAAUUCUUCUCACCGCUUUUGGUCCCUGGAAAACCAAAGAAUUUAACCAAUUUUUAUGUUUCAAAUUGUUUACUUUUCGUGCAAUAUUCUCACUAGUUAUUUCCUGGUGUCCUGUAAACUUCGUGUGCUUUGGGAGGAGCAAAAAUGGAAAAUGAGCCUUUCGGAAGUUGGCUUUAUUUACAUAUUUUUACUUGGAACUUCAUUUUUAGAGCAAUUUACCAGAAAUAUUUCGCAAUUGCGCACUGUGAUAAAUUGUACGUGUGUAGGAAACUGUUAUGCAUCUUUUUGUUAUUUUCUCAUUUUUAUGCAAUUUUCUCACUCUGUUAUUUUUUGCAAUCGUUUCACAAUUUGUUCUUUUGGUGAUUUGUGCCAUUCUUGUUCGAUGAACCGUUUUGAAAGAAAUUGUUGAAACGUGUUGCACCGCUAUUUCACAGGCUAUCUUGGUCUGUGAACUAGUUAAGUAGAAAGAGAUCCGUUACCCACUUAAAAAAUCAAAAAGUACAGCUGAGCAUAAAGUUCUUUGAAAAAAUAGCCGCGGUAAAGCUCAACUUUUGCGCUCUACGGAUAACUGUAUGCUUAGAGAAAACGAGUUUGUUUUGUUUUGUUUUUAAAAUUUUUUUUUCUUGUUUUCAGUUUAGGUUUAAUAUUUUCCAAAAAGAUCUAUUCAUUUUUUUUUCAGCUCCGUUCUGCGCCUACAAAAUCUUUGAGCUACUCUAAAAAAAGAUAAUAAUUAGUGAGUCGCUCAAAGAAUGGCUCAAAUAAUAAAAACAGGUGCGUAGCGGUUCAUAUCUUGCAAGUAUUACUCAAUCCACUUCGCGACGCGUUAAGCCAUUCUACAUGCGACCAGGAGGUUUCAAGACGCGUAAUUGUGAACUCAAUUUUGGAAGAUAAGCUUCAUCUUUCAGCCCAUUUCCAAAAUUUGAAUAUUCCAAAGGAUGACUAGACUUUUUCGCAACAAGAAGCAACAAAAAAAAAACAUAUACGCACGGCCGCCGCCAUGAAAACGACUCUUGAGAUUAUUUGCGCAGAGGGAUCGCGGCUCAUUGUGGGACUCGGCGAGAAGAGAAAACGCAGAAAAUCGCCACGAGCUUCUCGCUGACGCCUCAGGCGCCACUGUUUCUUAUUUUCUUUUUUUUGCUGCUCCUUCUCCGAUUAGUCUGCACUUUUAGGAUCGAUUUAUUCCUCUGCUAGAAAAGUCUGUUCGUUCAUUGCACCCGAUAAAUAACUGUAGUCUUUUAUUGUGACUUGAUGCUCAAUCGUAAGUACGACAAGAGUGGUCGGCAGCGGCGGAGCGUCAAAUUUGUCCUUGGUUUGUUGCACUUUUCGAUAGAGAAUCAGUUUUUUCGGAUUUCGUUUAAAUUGAACCUUCGAGAAUUUCUUCAGAUUCUUCUAAUUUUUUCUGCCGGAACACUUUCUGGGGUAUAUACUCAAAGACGUAGAAGUCGUUUCCCUACACGGAAAAAGGCUAAAAGAACCUUUGGAAAAAAAGUCCUAACAUUCGCCUUUUUCCCGACAUUUUUAAGAACUAAAUAAAAGCUCCAGAAUCUUCUGUAUUGUUUCGAUUUUUCCGUGUUAUUCCUAAAAUAACAAUUGAAAUAGCUCUUUGCCUCAAUUUCAAUUAAUUUCAAAUUUCAUAUUUCUUCCGAUAAUCGCGAGAAAAUGAGUUCGUCCUUUUUUCUCAUGCACUAUUUUUUUUUUCCUCAAAGCAGAUUUUCCUGUUUCAUCAUGAUUAUAGAAGGCAAAAAAAAACUUCUUCAAUAUUGCGACAGUGGUUGAGUACACAAUCUUAUUUUUUUCACAAUAUACAGAUAACUAAGAGUUUCCUAUUGAAUAGAAAGCAAGAAAUUGAAGAAUUGUAUUUAAUACAAUGAUGCUCUCUCGAUAGGUAUGCGAAUAAUGAUGGAAAUUAUUUUUAAAAAGUAUUUUUUUAUUUAUAAAAUGAAAUAAAAAUAAAAAAAUAUGGGUAGUGGGGAAUAUUGAUGAAAGUAUUGACGUCCGAUAAGCGUCAAGAAACAAAAAGAAAGAAGAAAAAAAUUGAUUUUUUUGAUGGGUAAAAGAACCAAUUCGAAAAAUUUUGACGGAUUUUGGAUUUAAAAAACGAACUGCUGUUUACAUUUCAAUUGACUUUACAGUGUUGAAAUUGACUUUUUUUUAAUGGGAAAAAAACUUCAAAACGAACAAGACACGACUCGACAAGAACUAGGCCUUGAAGAGAAAAUAUAUUCUACAAAAAUCGCUAUUAUCGGAGAAUAAAAUACUAAUUCUUACAGCUGAAUCGAAGCUCGAGGCCGAGUACAUUCGACGUUUCCUCGGCCAACUCAACCCCCUGGAAGAAUCUCGUCUCUGCGAACUCAAAUACAGUUUGGAGACCCAGCACAAGGUUUCCUCGCGUUUUUUCCAGCUUUCGAGUCUUCUGAUUUGAAGGGAAAGCUGCCGAAUGACGCGCAUUUGCUGCGGUUCUUGCGGGCCCGCGACUUCGACGUCGCCAAGGCCAAGGACAUGGUCCACGGCAGCAUCAUCUGGCGCAAGCAGCACAAUGUCGACAAACUCUUGGAGGUCCUUUUUUGUAGUAGAAGACUAUAUGGCUCAUUCAUGAGUUGAUUCGAACAUUUAGAAGUCAGAGAAUUUACAAACUGUAGGUGGAGUUCCGGAAGUAAAAAAAGUGAAAAUGUUCGAAGAUUCUUCCCGAUUGCAGUAAAAAUCUUCGAAAAACUUGUAGAAGUCCUUUUUUCGAAAUCUUAUUGAUUUAUUCAUGAAUUGAAUCAAAAUUAAUAUGGUUAAAGGGAUUUCAGAAUUAUGAUGGGUAUGAAUGGUAAUACCGUGUUCAAAGUAAUUCUGCCAAAAUAGCCGUCAGUGAAGGAAAAAAAUAACUAGAUUUUGGAGAGUCAGAGAUAAUUUUUCAUUUCGCGGGAAUUCCUCUUAAAACGGCAUAAAGAAGCUGAAGAGACUCCCAAAAAAAAAUUUUUUUCGAAUACAGUAAAAAUAUUCGACAAACUUUUGGAGGUCUCUUUUUGUAGUGGAAAACUGUUCGGCUCAGUUUUUAUGCUUUGAAGAAUUUAUAAUUGUGAAAAGAAUAGAGGAAAAUUGAGAAAAAGGAAUAAUUUUUCAUUUCGCGGGAAUUUUCAAAGUAUUAUUGUAAUUUUGGUCUCUGUCUCUAUUUUAGCCUAACCAACUUGGUAUAGUCCCGACGGUUGGAAAAUAACUUUAGAGAAUAUUUAGAUCAAAAACCUGAAUAUUUUCAAAAAAAAAGUUUCAUCAAAUUUUUAAACGAAGCUUUUUCUUCUCGCUAUUCUUUUCUGUUCUAGGAAUGGAAGCCGCCGUCGCCGAUGACACACUAUUUCCCUGGCUGCUGGCAUCAUGUCGACAAGGUUCGAAAUUUCCAAAAAUAAUUAUUUCAUUUUGUUUUCAUUUCAGUCGGGUCGCCCACUUUACUUGCUUCGACUGGGUCAACUCGACACGAAAGGCCUUUUGAGAUCCUGCGGCGUCGAAAAUAUCGUGAAAUUGACGUUGUCCGUCUGCGAGGAAGGUCUUCAGAAGACGGCCGAAGCUACAAAGAGACUCGGAGUUCCUAUCAGGUAGGGUUUUUUCCUUUUCAUGGCUGAAAACGUUGAUUUUAUGAGUAAAGAAACAUAGGGAAGUAGAAACCGAAGGUAGAAAAUAAAGAAAAAACCUGUUUCUUUAAGCAUCAUUUUUCUGUCUUCAUAGCUUCCAAAGAGGAUAUCAAAGUAAAUCUUCAAAUUCCGAGCUUUGAAAGAUUUAUAAUAACCAUGAAACCUUUAGAAAUAGAUCAAAUUCAAAAAAAAGUCCUAAAUGAAGAAAAAAUAGAAGAUUCUCUGUUUCGUCCAACCUAUAUUUCAAUAUGAACUUGAUACUUAAACUAUUAUUCAUUAAAAUCCAUUUUUCAGUUCGUGGAGCCUUCUCGUCGACCUGGACGGCCUGAGCAUGAGACAUCUGUGGCGGCCAGGCGUUCAGUGUCUGCUGCGGAUCAUCGAGAUCGUCGAGGCCCACUAUCCGGAGACGAUGGGCCAGGUUCUGAUCGUCCGGGCUCCCCGGGUGUUCCCCGUCAUGUGGACUCUCGUCUCGCCGUUCAUCGACGAACGCACGCGCAAGAAGUUCUUCAUCAGCGGCGUCGGGGGCGGCGAGUUGCGCGACGAGCUCCGCAGACACAUCGACGACACUUAUCUUCCUGAUUUCCUGGGUUCGUGAUGGGAUUCCGAUUGGGAAUGGGAUCAUCAUCAGUUGACGUCCAGAAGGGAACAUUUGCAGGAGGCUCUUGUCUGACCAACUGCGGAUUCGGAGGACACGUCCCCAAGACGCUCUACCGUCCGGUCGAGGAAACUGUCGACGCGGCGACGUCUUCUGACGUCCUUGACUCCAUGUACACUAGCACCUCGACGAGCAAAGGAUGUCCUGUCGAGGUUCUUUCUUACAUUCUUUCGUUCUCUUUUGAAAACAGUUCGAAUUGAAUGAGUAAUAUGAGUGAAUGAACGAACAGAUAAGUAAAAAAAAAAAAUGUAUUUUUUUCAAAAAAAUAAAGAAAAAUGUUUUUCUUUUUUUGUCAACUAGUGAAGCAGAAGUUGACCCGGAAAAAGGUAAUGAUAGCAGAAUUUUGAAUUUUACAUGGAACUGUUCUAAUUCCAAAAAAAGAAUGAGAGAUUUUUUUGGAAGAAAAAAAUGUAGCAAAAAGAAGCGCCUUACUAUGUAAUCUGUGGUUUAUCAUGAAAAAAAUAGAAAAUUGGAAAAAUAUCGUUUUUAAAAAAAAACUAUUUUUUUCAAACAAAUGGAAUUUUUUAAAAUUGUGAAACAGACUUUCGAAGUUUUGAAGAGAAGAAUUUAGACAAACUGGAUGCUUUGAGUGGGAAUUCCAUCAAAUUGUAUCUAUAAAUUCCUUCAGGUUGUGAUAGCAAUCGAUACGGCGGGAAGUGUCCUUACUUGGGACUUCGACGUCCUCAAGAGCGAAUGCGAAUUUGUCGUUUACUACACGGAGAAGGUAUCUUUUGUUUAAAAAAACUAAUAGCCUUUCUACUGAAAAAAAUUCUCAACGCUAAUAAUAUAAAUAUGCGAUGAAACCGAUAAAUUAUGGUUUCAAGAAGGUUUUUUUAGUUUUUGGCUCUUUCCGAAUUUCUUUAUUAUUAUUUUUUUUUUUUUGAAAGUCUCGAAUGAAGAUAGAUUUAGCAGGGGAUGAAAUUUGAUCCUAAAAAGCGAUAUUUAUGAAAAAUUGUAAAGAAAAACCUUCCAAAAAAAAAAUCGCGUCGAGCCAUUCUACAUGCGGCCGGGUGACAGAAAUCAAUGUGAAAUAUAGUCGAUCCUUCCCGGCUUAAAAGGCGAGAUAGGUAGAAUGGCAAACGUGACGCGUUGCUUACGCGACGCGGCUUUUCGGCGGGGAACUCGAACUGGAUCGAUUUUUGAAAUAUUUUGUAGCUUCAUUUUGAUGAAUUCUAUCUAAAGAAAUCUCGGGUUUAUAGAAAGUGGAACAGCCGCCGGCGCCCUCUUCACCAACUCUCAACCCCGUCGAGAAAGUUUCGGCUGCUCUUGGAGGCUCCUCACAUCCCCAGCCGACCGUCGCAGCUGCCCCAGAACUAACUCUCGGCCAGGACCUCCAGCUCGAAGAGAAAGCCAACGUCUUCCAUGAAGGAGACUCCAUGCAGGUUCCGAAAACCCCAAGUAUCAAGUAAUCAAUCAAUACCUCAGGGCUCACACUAUUGCUCCCGAGCUGGAACCUACAUCCUGCAGUGGAGAGUCCCGGAAACGACUCUUCUCAACUCUUCGGCCUUCGAUUUCGGAUCUCACAAAUGCCGCUUCAUGUACUACUACGAGAUCCUCAACUCGGCCGAUUUCCGGUACGUAAAUUGAAGGAGAACGUACUAAGGAACGCCAGUAUAUAUUAGAGAAGAAACAGUUCCUAAAUAGAUUAGAUUUACGUGGUCCCUAUAGUGGCCACUAACCCUCCAAAGCACAAGUUGUCCCUGUAAGGUCUUUUUAUUUAUUCUUGUUCAGACUUGAGAAAUCAAAAGACAAACUUCAUCAACUUAUGUUUUAUAUUUUAUUUUAAUUCGAAAGACGCUGACUACUAAGUUAUGAAUUUUCAACUUUUCAGUGGAUCGGUGGCCUCCUUGGAGACUUUCCGAAGCUCUUCCUUCAGUUCAAUCGCUGCUCCGCCGAGCCCCAGCUGCAGCACUCCUGGCAUUUCCAAAAAAUAA